AGCAGGAUGUCCCUUCCCAAUGACACCCAGUUUCAUCCUUCUUCCUUCUUAUUGCUGGGGAUCCCAGGACUUGAAAUAGUUCACAUGUGGAUUGGUUUUCCCUUUUGUGCUGUGUAUGUGAUUGCACUCUUAGGAAACCUCACAAUUCUGUUUGUGAUCCAGGCUGAGAACAGCCUACACCAACCUAUGUUUUACUUCCUGGCUAUGAUGGCUACUAUUGAUUUGGGUCUGUCCACAGCUACCAUCCCUAAGAUGCUCGGGAUCUUCUGGUUUAGUCUCAGGGAGAUACUCUUUGAUGCUUGUAUCACUCAGAUGCGCCCCAUCACUCAGAUGUUUUUUAUCCACAACUUCACUGGUAUGGAGUCAGCAGUACUGUUGGCAAUGGCUUAUGACCGGUACGUGGCCAUCUGCAACCCACUCCGAUGUAGCACCAUCCUUACCAACAAGGCUGUUUUUGUGAUUGGUGUGGGUGUGUUAGUGAGAUCGUUCAUUUUUGUGAUCCUAUUUGUAUUUCUUAUCUUGCGAUUGCCCUUCUGUGGGAAUCAUGUCAUUCCCCAUACCUACUGUGAACACAUGGGUCUUGCUCGCCUCUCUUGUGCCAGCAUCAAGAUCAAUAUCAUCUAUGGAUUGGGUGCUAUUUCAAUCCUAGUCUUUGACAUCAUAGCCAUUGCCCUGUCUUAUGUUCAGAUAUUCCAUGCUGUUUUCUAUCUUCCUUCCUGUAAAGCCCAACUCAAGUCCCUCAGCACAUGUGGUUCUCAUGUUUGUGUCAUCCUUGCCUUCUAUACACUGGCCAUCUUUUGCUUCAUGACACAUUGCUUUGGCCGAAAUGUCCCCCGCUCUAUCCACAUACUCCUGGCCAAUCUCUACAUCAUAGUGUCACCAAUGCUCAACCCUGUCAUAUACGGAGUCAGGACCAAGCAGAUCUAUGACUGUGUGAAGAAAAUAUUAUUGCAAACAUAA
Molecule: messenger RNA, 960 nt
Organism: Lutra lutra (Eurasian river otter)
Lineage: Eukaryota; Metazoa; Chordata; Mammalia; Carnivora; Mustelidae
Product: olfactory receptor 52E2-like
Exons: 2
Coding region: 7-960 (317 amino acids)
Biological process (GO): G protein-coupled receptor signaling pathway
Cellular component (GO): membrane
Molecular function (GO): G protein-coupled receptor activity; olfactory receptor activity
Source: RefSeq, a predicted model, not a curated record